Brenthis ino (lesser marbled fritillary) is the source of this 984-nucleotide messenger RNA. Lineage: Eukaryota; Metazoa; Arthropoda; Insecta; Lepidoptera; Nymphalidae. The record is from the annotation of a GenBank genome assembly.
AUGCUUUUACUUUCCAAAGUUUAUAUUCUAGUCCCAGUGCUAGUCACAGCCAUAGAACAGUGUAACUUAAAUGUACUGGUCACAGCUGCUGAUAAAGUAGGUAGUUUUGAAUUUAAAAUUCCAACUGAGAAUUCCAAAAAGUACUCCAAGAAGCCACUAAACAAAAGAAUUGAAUUGAAAACUGCGAAAAUGAGGGCAAGCAGUUCCCAAUACCAAUUAUUGGUAAAUUUCAUGGAGAGGAAUGCGGAUAUCGGUAAAUUUGAGACGGAUUUGUCGUCGGACAAGUGGGGUGAGCUGACUAGAAAAUUGAACGUGGAAACGACGGGGGAGCAGAAAACUGUAGUGGCAUGGAAAAAGGUGUGGAAGAACCUGAAGAAAAAUGCAAAAAGGAAAUCAGCCAGAAUAAAUAAGAGUGUGUCUGUCGGUGCGACGCAGUGUAGGCCGUCGCUGUCGGAAUUGGAGCAGCGCGUGAUGAGUGUCCUGCGGCCUCUGGGAGCUGCCAGGCUAAGUACAGCGCCAAAGAUCAAGGUGGAGGUGCCCGAGGUACAAAUGGCAAAUCCAGUUGAAGAGCUCAUCUCCUCCAACUGCAGCCCGUCUUAUGACACAGUUCAGUCUCACUAUAGUACAAUGCCACAAACACAAAAUAGUGAUGUCCAAUCGAGACUGCAAAAUAAUGAUGUGUCUGGGAAACUCAUUAAAAUUGAAUUACCUUUAUCACCUAUAGCAAGUGAGAUGCAGAUUGUUCCGUUCAACCCAAAGACAGAAAAAGAGAACAUCAGAGCUACAAACCCCAAUUGCCCCGCAAGACAAGCAUCCCGGAGACGCAGAUACUGCCCCUAUACACGGCAGGCACCUCCUCCACUAAUGUGUGAAACUGUGUGGAAUGAAAACAGACAUCUCGGCCAAUUCAAUGAAUAUUUAAGGCUGUGGAGCUGGCAGCUGCGGCAGAAUGAAAGGUUUUUGAAUAUUUACAGGAAUAAGUAU